Molecule: messenger RNA, 1827 nt
Organism: Choloepus didactylus (southern two-toed sloth)
Lineage: Eukaryota; Metazoa; Chordata; Mammalia; Pilosa; Megalonychidae
Gene: UBE2A
Product: ubiquitin conjugating enzyme E2 A
Exons: 6
Coding region: 198-656 (152 amino acids)
Biological process (GO): DNA repair; proteasome-mediated ubiquitin-dependent protein catabolic process; protein polyubiquitination
Cellular component (GO): HULC complex
Molecular function (GO): ubiquitin conjugating enzyme activity
Source: RefSeq, a predicted model, not a curated record
CAGCCCCUGUCUACUCCGGGGUGGUGCUUAGUCGGCGCCAGACCGACCCUCGACUCCGUAGGGGUAGUGCAGUUCCGCUGGGUGCUUCCUCCUCGGCUUCUUCGGCUUCUUCGGCUUCUUCACCCUCCUCGGCCUCCUUACCCUCGGCGGGUACCAGAGACCCUGGUGUAUGCCCCACCCCUGACCCCACCAGAGAUAUGUCCACCCCGGCUCGGCGGCGCCUCAUGCGGGACUUCAAGAGGUUGCAGGAGGAUCCUCCAGCCGGAGUCAGCGGGGCCCCGUCCGAGAACAACAUAAUGGUUUGGAACGCGGUCAUUUUCGGGCCCGAAGGGACCCCGUUUGAGGAUGGAACAUUUAAGCUUACAAUAGAAUUCACUGAAGAAUAUCCGAAUAAACCACCUACUGUUAGAUUUGUCUCUAAGAUGUUUCAUCCAAAUGUCUAUGCAGAUGGUAGUAUAUGUCUGGAUAUACUUCAGAACCGCUGGAGUCCAACCUAUGAUGUGUCUUCCAUUUUAACAUCCAUUCAGUCUCUAUUGGAUGAACCUAAUCCCAACAGUCCAGCAAAUAGCCAGGCUGCUCAGCUGUAUCAAGAGAACAAGCGGGAAUAUGAGAAGCGUGUUUCUGCAAUAGUAGAACAGAGCUGGCGCGACUGUUGACCCGGGUGCAGCAAAAGAAGUGCUGGUCAUAAGAAAAUUAUAUAUGAUGUGUUCAUCACCUUCCUGUUCCUCAGUGUGGUUACAUUUACUUUAUUAAAUGCAAAAUAGCUGUUGUACUGUUUCCAUCUUCCCUUGCCAAGUUUUUCCUACCCUUCUACCCUCUCCUUGAACAUCAGAAAACAUCCUGUAUGAAUUCAAAUGUACUGUACCUGGGUUACUUGCAAAAUUUACUAAUGUUUAAUUCCUUUUCUGUGGUAUUUCAUAUCCAGUCUUAGGGCAGUAUUGUUACUGUAUUUUACACUAAGCUUUUAAAAUGAAUCGUUAUACAAGUGGUGCUUAUGCUUAUCUUGAUGACCAGAAUGUUAUUUUUAACAAAAAGAUUGCUGAAGUGUUUCAUCCUGGCUGGUCCUUCACUUGUGUUGAAUUUCAAAGUAAAUGUGUGUGGCAUAGAGCCCACAGAGAAUAGUGAAGCAAAUCCAUAUAAACAUCCAUUGUGAAAGAGCAAUGGAGGGUAAAACUCUUAUGGUACUAGGAUAUAGCCAAUAUGAGUUAUAAGAUAGCGUUUAUUAGUAGGAAGGACUCAGCCACAGGAGUGCAGCAAUUGUGGAAACAGACGCAUCCUCUCCUUGUGAGAUACUGACUGGUUGUACCCAUGCUAAGUUUCAGAAUACUGAAGUGUUUUUUUUUGGUGGUGGGGGGGGUUGCUAUUUAAAGAGGUGUGGGAGCAGAGGAAACAAAAUCACUCGAUUUUAAGCUAGGGAAAGUUGGAGAGUCUUUCAUCUUUUUAAAAGAGCAGUGCUGCCCUAGAAAAAUAAGCUUACAGUCCCCCAUCUUUUUUUCUGAGUUUUAAUUCAUCCAAGGAAGGGAGUAAUCUGUGGCAAAUUAUUUUCCACUCAAAUCCUGAGUUCACACUGCAUGCUUUCGUUUCUUCCCUUUCAGCAUUAUGAAGACCUUAAAGUCAAUGUCUGCAAUCUUUCUUUGGGUAUUUAUACUUUUAGAUAUACAGUACCUUUAAGUAGCAGUGUGGGAUAAGGCUUGUAAAUGUUUUGUUCUAAUGUUCUAUUGUUAUAUUUUGUGCAUUUCUCACUCCUAAGUCUAACUUUGCACAAGUAACCCAUGUAAAAAAAUGUACAUUUUUCAAAACUUGUAAAUAAAAAUAAUCUUAAAAUUU